Anopheles funestus (African malaria mosquito) is the source of this 2148-nucleotide messenger RNA. RefSeq lists its product as uncharacterized. Bases 547 to 2028 code for a protein of 493 amino acids. The transcript has 5 exons. Lineage: Eukaryota; Metazoa; Arthropoda; Insecta; Diptera; Culicidae. The record is from RefSeq and is a predicted model, not a curated record.
CUUCGCUGAGUGUUACAAAUUUAAAUAUUAAAUUUACCACGCCUGGUAUGAGGCAAGGUGUGUGCCAUGGGUGGUAUAACAAAGGCACUGGAAGUAUGUGAAAUGAUAAGCAACGUCGAGUGCACUCCACGGUGGAUCCAGCCGGUGCUCAAGGCCAACACCUUUGCUGAAGUAUGGUGUGAUAGAAAAGUGUACUAAACAGUAAUCAACGGCAAUUGGAGAGAGCCAAGAAAUAGUGGCCCAGUGUCAAAAUCGGCGCUGACCUCUUUUAUCGUGUGGUAUGCAAAAAAAUAAUAAAAAUGGUCUGUGUCUGUGAUGCAUUUGCGUUUGACGUACUGGUUCGUACCGAGCGUCAAUGAAUGUGAGCAUGUGUGCAAAUCGUUUACUCGCAUCAUUGGUGCUGAUAGGUAUCUGACGCAGUAAACGUUUCGUUCUUAAAUGGAGUCAAUUAAUUAUUCAAACAACGGUUACAACGGGCAUCGAAAAUGGUUGAACUCAUCUUGAAUCGAUCGUAUCGCAACAUUGGAUAUAUAUGAAUGGUGAAAAAUGAGCCGGUUAAACAACAAUGGGCCGGUUGAGCCGGUUGUCGGAUUCAAGCUAAUGCUGCAUCCCAACAGUUCCAAUGGUAAUGAAACAACCGAUUCCACCACGUCCAAUCCGGAGCUUCAUGUCCAUCUGAUCGGGGCGCGUCAUUUGCCAUCCAACUUUGGGCUGAAAAGCGUCGAAGGUUUCAUGGUGAAGGUGAAACUGUUUCCCGGUGCAAUCAAAUUUGAUUCCAUUAUCCAGAGCAAUUCGUGGCCGGAAUUCAAUGAAACAUUCCGAUUUCCGCUGGUAACCACACACAAGUCCUCUUUUCGCGUGAAAAAGAACGAUAAACAGAAGGACAAUUCGACCCAAUCACUUCCGGAGAAGAUUUUCAACGGGAACUUUGUCGUGUUUACCGUGUUCGCUCUACUGGAGCUUCCGCCCGGUUACACGUCGACGCUCAAAAGCAAAACGAUGACCUUCAUCCGGCAGGGUAGCCAACGGUUGAAGGAUAAGCCAGUGAUCGGCAAGCUGGUCAAGGAUAUCGAGCCAGCCACGGAGAAGAAUGCAAACUUCGACCAGAAGCAAAACCUCAAACGGCUUACGACGAGCGAAAGCCAGCGCAAUAUCGGUUCGGUGACGUACUUUCUCGAUCCGAAGUGUUUCAUUGCAGGCGAAACGGGCAGCCGGAAGCAUCCGCUCGUCUUCACCACCGAAGAGCUGUGGCUUCCGAUCAAAGACAUUACCAUCACACCGUCGGCAGAAUCGCGUAUCACAAUUCAAAGUAGUCCCCGAGGUCAGGUGGAGGUGACAUUGCAGCUGUGCGAUUACACCGAGGUGCACAUCGACACGAAGACUUCAUCGCGCGAGGACUGCAGCUUCAACAUUGACGGUCCGUACUCGUCACCACCGACUUCGCCGCUGUCCUUCUCUUCCGCCAGCUCGGAUGGACCAAAGGUGACACCGUUUGAGACGCGGCGCGGAUACUCCAACGGUUCACCGGUUCCCACCACGAACUCGCACAAAAACCGUUUCAGCUUCGAUGUGCGAAAGAUUGUCCGAAGUGUUAAGAACAAGGACAAAAACCACAAGGGCCUGUGUUUGAAGAUCUCGGUUGCGAAGAUGCGCUGCGGCAUCAAGGUGAAGGAAGAGUUCGAAUCCAUCGCGGAAAAGGUGUACCUCAAGACGACCGUACUGGAGCAUCAGAUACUGGCGGCCAGCUGGAAAUCGGAUCCAUUCCGACCGGCCCUAUCGAGUCGGUGGAAUGUGGACGACUGUACCGUGGUGGUUCCGCUGUGCGGUGAGGCUGGACUGGAGAACCUUUCGAUCAAAGUUGCAAUUGCCGCCAAAAACAAGGUUGGGAAGAAAACGCGCCUUGGGACGGUAUUCUUGGGACCGAAGUCACGUCAGUCCAAUCCGGCCAUGGAGGACCAGUGGCGGAAAAUGAUCAUGUACAAGGGAUCGCCGAUCUCUGUUUGGCACAGCUUCGAACAGGACACUUGAACUAGUUAUGCCUUGGUUUCCAGGGAUGUUGUGUAAAUAUCGAAUUAAAUAAUGAGUAUUUUACAUCUGUGACUUAUUAAUUUGAAAUAAAUAUUUAUUACGUGUGUUUAACAUAAAUAA